This is a messenger RNA of Seriola dumerili (greater amberjack), 1887 nucleotides long. Its product is annotated as protein FAM111A-like. Lineage: Eukaryota; Metazoa; Chordata; Actinopteri; Carangiformes; Carangidae. The record is from RefSeq and is a predicted model, not a curated record. Bases 256 to 1887 code for a protein of 543 amino acids. The transcript has 3 exons.
CCUGGCAGCAGCAGUACAGAGAAAACACAGCUAGGUGGAGCUACAGCCUCUCAGAAUGCCACAGGCUUUCAAUGUAAAGUGAAGAAAGAGAAUAGCUUUGACGGCGAACAUUCACAUCAUUUCACAGUGAAAUUCAGUCGACAUGACCCUAAGGAAUACACCGUGAACUGUGAUCAACCUUGCACGGUGCUCGAGGCAAUAAAAUCAACUGAAAAAUACAAGGAGAAGAUUAAAUGUGCAGAUGCGAACAUUAUAAUGCAGCUGGGUAAAGAGGAUAAGGAAUCUAUUGUUCCAACACAUUUCCCUUGUUCUUGUAUCAGUGAUGAUGAGUGUCUGAUCAUAUCAUGUAAAAAAGAAAAGAUCGAAGAGGCCCAAGAGCAACAGAACAAAAUAAUUUAUCCAAGAGACAGAUAUAUAGUCUUCUUCAUAGAUACCAUAGGAGGCGUGAACGCCAAAUCAAAGGAGCUUUUUAGAAGCAGUGUUGUCAAACAGUACAAGACUCUCUGUGUUUAUGGAGAGAAGGGUAUGACUGUGGAAGCAGCUCUGAAAAGAGACGGUCGCUUCAUUGAUGACCUCGGCAAAUUUGAACUGUCUGACAAUAAGAAUCCAAAUAUUCUCACUGACUGUACAGUAACAGUUGACAACCUUAAUCAGAAAUCACUCAAGAUAUGUCUUCCACUGAACAAGAGAAAAAGUGAUGAAAAACAACAGGAAAAGGAAGGUGCAUCAAAUAAUUUACAAAACGAGCAUGAGACAAGGUCAGUCGAAGAUGUAGUGAAGCAGAGUGGAGUCAGUGUAAAAAGAGCAGUAGAAAAGUCGGGCAGUGACAACAUAGACGAGAUUUAUGAGAUACUGCGUCAGCAGUUUCCAGAUCUGAAAAAAUGGAUGGAGGAAAGAUUCUCUGGUAAUUCGUAUGAGGAAGAAUUGACCCUGAGGAAGGAAGACUUUGGAAAGAUCCAACAGUCUUUUAGCGAAGUUCACAGAGUCAGGAAUCUGCUGAAACUGGGCGAGUCAGUUUGUAAACUCAUUGUUAAGGAUGUUUGUCAGGGAACAGGCUUUGUGCUGUUUGAUAACUUUAUCCUGACUAAUGCACAUUUAUUUGAAAAUCACAUUGAUGUCAAAAAGUUGCAGCUGGAUGUAGAUGUGUGGGCUCUAUUUAACUAUGAUGAUCCUGAGCCUGACAAAAACUUCUACCAGUUCAGUUGUGAGAAAACAUUAAUUGACUAUAAUGUUGAGCUAGAUUACGCCAUACUGAAGCUCAACCCUGAGGGCCCAAGCAACAAACAAAGAACAAGCACAAGGAAAAUAAAAGUACCACCAGGGCUCCUGAAGAAAUUUGGUCCAUUGCCUCUGAAUGGUGAAGCCUGUAUCAUUGGUCACCCAGAGGGAGGACUGAAAAAAAUGGAUUCUACAUGUAUCAUUGAGAAAGAGAAGAGGCUAAAGGCUAUCAAUGAUAAUUUACAGCCUUACACAAACAGUAAGUUCAUCAUCCAGCCAAUCAUUCAAGUGCUCAAAGCUCAAAGCAUUGAAAACAUAAUGAUGGGUGGAAGGGAUGCAGAAAAAGUAGUGACCUAUAACACUUUCAUGUAUCACGGCUCCUCUGGCUCCCCAGUGUUUGAUGCUCUUGGCCGAGUUGUUGGUUUGCACUCUGCAGGAUUUACCUACGAUACCAGUAUAUUCGACCCAAAGCGUAAAGAGAGUGUUAUAGAGUACGCCCAUCCUCUGCUUACUAUAUUUAAAAAGUUUGUGGGUAAUCUGGUGGAAAAGGGAAAAGAGCAGCUGUUGAAGAAAGUUGAGGAGGAAGCGAAGGAAAACAAGCACCUAAAAGAGGUACUCGAGGCUGAGAGAGCAAAUCCUGAGGAGCUAAUGGAGACAAAUUUGGUAUAA